CGGCGCUUUCUGAUUGGUCGCGCCAAGACGGCUCCUUCCGAUUGGCUGAGCCGUUGCCCGGUGACGGCGGCUGGCGGCUAGCUACGGGCGCCAUGUCGGCGCGAACGCUGCCGCUGCUGUUCCUCAACCUGGGUGGAGAGAUGCUGUAUAUCCUGGACCAGCGGCUGCGCGCCCAGAGCAUCCCAGGCGAGAAGGCCCGAAAAGAUGAAUGGACAGAUGUGGACAGGAAACGAGUUAUGAAUGACAUCAUCACAACCAUGUUCAAUAAAAAAUUUAUGGAAGAGCUGUUUAAACCACAGGAACUCUAUUCCAAGAAAGCUCUGAGAACCGUGUAUGACCGGCUAGCUCAUGCUUCAAUCAUGAGACUGAACCAGGCCAGCAUGGAUAAGCUGUAUGAUCUCAUGACUAUGGCUUUCAAGUACCAAGUCCUGCUGUGUCCCCGGCCCAAAGACAUCCUGCUGGUCACGUUCAAUCACCUGGAUGCCAUCAAAGAUUUCAUCUGUGAUGCCCCUGCCAUUCUGAACCAAGUGGAUGAAACUUUCCGACAGCUGAUUGAGGUGUACAGCUGUCUCUCUGCUGGUGAAUUUCAGCUCAUCAGGCAAACACUCCUCAUUUUUUUUCAGGACAUGCACAUAAGGGUCUCCAUCUUUCUGAAGGAUAAAGUGCAGAACUCGAAUGGUCGCUUUGUGCUGCCAAUAUCAGGCCCUGUUCCUUGGGGUACAGAAGUACCAGGAGUCAUCAGGAUGUUUAAUUGCAAUGGAGAUGAAGUUAAAAGAAGCGAGUUCACCACUGGUGGAAAUUAUGUCACUCCACAAAGGGAAGGAUCUUUUGAGCUUUAUGGAGACAGAGUCCUCAAACUUGGAACAAACAUGUACAGUGUUAGUCGGCCAGCAGAGACACACACGUCAGGAUCAUCCAAAACCUUGGCUUCCAGUGCAAAGGAGAAUGUAGCCCCAAACCCUCUUGCUAAAGAAGAACUGAAGUUCUUAGCCAGGCUGCUGGGAGGUCUGGAGAUCAAGAAACCUGGUGGCAGCGAGACGGGAUUUCGACUGAAUUUAUUCAUGACAGAUGAAGAGGAAGAGCAGGCGGCGCUAACGAGACCUGAGGAGUUAUCCUACAAGGUUGUGAACAUCGAAGCCACCGAGGAACCGGCGCGGCGAGCGGAGCUGGAGCGAAUCCUGGGAGACCUGGAGGUGGCGGAGCCGUGCGCGGAGAGCUGCGGGAAGGGCGAGGACCUGCUGGCGCUGAUGGACGGGCUCUGCAUUGAAGCACGUGCUGGUGCCCAGUCCUGGAGGUCGAGGGGCACAGCAUAGCAUCUCCCUCCGUUCAUCUGCCACAGCCGCACCAUGGAGGUCAGCCAUUCAGUCAAGGAGCGCACCAUCGCCGAGAACAGCCUGGUCAUCCUGCUGCAGGGCCUGCACGGCCACGUCACCACCGUGGAUCUCCGUGAUGAGAGCACGGCCACGGGACGGGUGGCCAACGUGGACGCCUUCAUGAACAUGCGCCUGGCCCAGGUGACCUUCACAGACAGGCGAGGCGUGGUGUCACAGCUGGACGAGAUCUUCGUGGCCGGCAGGAACGUGCGCUACGUGCACAUCCCCGACCAGGUGGACAUCAGGGCCACCAUCGAGCGGCAGCUGCAGGCCAUCCACCGCGUGCGCUACUUCGGGGGCCGCGACAAGGGCAGGAGGGAGUUCCCUCGUGCCAAGCACAAAUGAGCCCCGCUGCCUCCUUGGUGGGACACCCGAGUUUAGUUUUUCUUUAAUGAACAACCCAACUUCAAAGGGUCGGUGAUCUUCGGCUCCAUCCCUGUGCAACUGGCAGCUACUCUUCUAUCCCUCUUCUUACAGUUUUUCAGCUUUCAAACAAAGCCCUUUUGGCCACAA
Molecule: messenger RNA, 1886 nt
Organism: Tympanuchus pallidicinctus (lesser prairie-chicken)
Lineage: Eukaryota; Metazoa; Chordata; Aves; Galliformes; Phasianidae
Gene: OSCP1
Product: organic solute carrier partner 1
Exons: 12
Biological process (GO): transport
Cellular component (GO): plasma membrane; cytoplasm
Molecular function (GO): RNA binding
Source: RefSeq, a predicted model, not a curated record